UUUUGGCUUAUUUUCACAGUUUUGGGGCAAAAAAUAAUACACAGAGAGAGACAGAGUCCUACAGUUUCUGGCAUAAACAGGAAACUGAAAGAGAAACUUGGGUUUUUUUUCUUCCCUUUUGUUUGCAACUUUUGGUCCUUCUCUUCAGAAUUUCACUUCAUACCCAAAAUUGGGAUUUCUUCCUCCAAAGGGAAGGUGGUGUUUGGAAUCUGAGAAAAAAAUGGGGUUGAUUUCUGGGAUUUUCAUGGGUAUCUUGUUUGGCAUAGCAUUGAUGGCAGCAUGGGAGCGCAUGAUGAGGUACCGAAGCGCCAAGCGAAUUGGAAAGGCAGCUGAUAUUAAAAUCCUUGGAUCCCUUAACAGAGAAGAUCUGAAGAAACUUUGUGGCGAUAGUUUGCCGGAGUGGAUAUCUUUUCCUGCAUAUGAGCAAGUGAAAUGGCUAAACAAGGAGCUGUCCAAACUUUGGCCAUUUGUGGCAGAUGCAGCAACUUUGGUUAUCAGAGAAUCUGUUGAACCACUACUAGAAGAUUACAGACCUCCUGGAAUUACUUCUUUGAAGUUCAGCAAGUUGUCACUUGGAAAUGUUGCUCCGAAAAUUGAAGGUAUUCGAGUUCAAAGUCUUACCAAAGGUCAAAUCAUAAUGGACAUUGAUUUCCGUUGGGGUGGUGAUCCCAGUAUUAUUCUUGCUGUUGAAGCUGCACUCGUUGCAUCAAUCCCUAUACAGUUGAAGGAUCUACAGGUUUUCACCAUUAUCCGAGUUAUAUUCCAACUUGCUGAAGAGAUCCCUUGCAUUUCUGCUGUCGUUGUUGCCUUACUUGCCGAGCCGGAACCCAAAAUUGAUUACACUUUGAAAGCUGUUGGUGGAAGUUUGACAGCAAUUCCCGGAAUUUCAGAUAUGAUUGAUGAUACAGUGAAGUCAAUUGUUACUGAUAUGCUCCAAUGGCCUCAUAGGAUUGUUGUUCCCCUUGGCGGCAUACCUGUUGAUACUAGUGAACUGGAGCUUAAACCACAGGGAAAGCUUACAGUCACCAUAGUCAAAGCGAACGAGUUAAAGAAUAUGGAAAUGAUUGGAAAAUCAGAUCCUUAUGUCGUUUUGUAUAUUCGACCCUUAUUUAAGGUUAAAACCAAGGUUGUUGACAACAACUUGAAUCCUGUUUGGAAUCAGACAUUUGAUGUGAUUGUAGAAGACAAGGAGACACAGUCACUUAUUCUUGAGGUUUUUGAUAAAGAUAUUGGACAAGAUAAGCGAUUGGGAGUAGUAAAGUUGCUCCUCAAUGAUCUGGAAGCAGAAACUGAAAAGGAUCUUGAAUUGAGGCUGUUGCCAUCUCUCGAUACAUUGAAGGUUAAAGACAAGAAGGAUCGAGGAACCUUGUUUAUAAAGGUCUUUUAUCACCAAUUCAACAAGGAAGAGCAAUUGGCUGCACUAGAAGCCGAGAAAGAGAUACUAGAAACGAGGAAGAAACUGAAGGCGGAGGGAGUGAUAGGAAGCACGAUGGACGCACUAGAUGGAGCAGCGUCGAUAGUAGGGUCCGGUGUUGGUUUUGUUGGUUCUGGUGUUGUUGCCGGCGCAGGGCUUGUUGGAAGCGGUCUUGGCGCUGGAGCCGGACUUGUUGGAAGUGGUCUUGGUGCUGGAGCUGGGUUUGUUGGUAGUGGUCUUGGAGCAGUUGGUAGCGGCUUUGCUAAAGCCGGGAAGUUCAUGGGGAGGACAAUCACAGGUGGCCAUAGUGGUUCCCGAAGGAGCGGCUCGUCGACACCGGUGAAUAAUGGACAGGAGAGUGGUGGUGGUGCCAAGCCUUUGUAAUGUAACCUUUGCAUUGAAAGAGUAAAUGAGAGUAAUCUAUUAUAUAUUAUCUAUGUUACCUUUUUUCUUUCAUAGUGUUCUUCUCUAAGGUUGUUUUGUUAAUUUUAGAUUGAAACAUGAUAGCAUAAAUAUCAAUUUAGUUCAGGUGGUGAACCAUCUUUGUAUGUAAAAUUGUGGUUUGACAUGGAUUUGUAAUAAAAAGAAAAAAAGAACAAAUUGUAAAAUUCCUUAUUUAA
Molecule: messenger RNA, 2034 nt
Organism: Arachis stenosperma
Lineage: Eukaryota; Viridiplantae; Streptophyta; Magnoliopsida; Fabales; Fabaceae
Product: calcium-dependent lipid-binding protein
Exons: 12
Coding region: 221-1798 (525 amino acids)
Cellular component (GO): endoplasmic reticulum
Molecular function (GO): lipid binding
Source: RefSeq, a predicted model, not a curated record